Molecule: messenger RNA, 882 nt
Organism: Penicillium soppii
Lineage: Eukaryota; Fungi; Ascomycota; Eurotiomycetes; Eurotiales; Aspergillaceae
Product: SAP domain-containing protein
Exons: 1
Coding region: 1-882 (293 amino acids)
Biological process (GO): poly(A)+ mRNA export from nucleus
Cellular component (GO): nucleus
Source: RefSeq, a predicted model, not a curated record
AUGGCCACCGACUAUAGCAAGAAGACCAACGCCGAAUUGGUUGAGAUCCUCAAGGCCCGCUCCCUCCCCCACACAGGCAAGAAAGCCGAUAUGGUUCUGCGCCUUCAACAAAAUGAUGAGAACGCGCCUACCGACGCUGCCGCAGCCCCCCCAAAGACCGACGCCGAGGACGUCAUUGACUGGGACGACGAGCCCACCGAGACUCCCGUCCAGCCCUCCACAGAAACAGGUGCUGCUGCAAUUGCUGCGGGCGGCCAGGGAACUGUUCCCAACCCCGUCACCGUCCCCAACCAGACUCUCAGCGAGAAUCCCGCCACCACAGACGACUUGAAGGUUGAGUCGGCCGGCGCGGCGCCCGAAGCUGCCGCCGCUGCCGCCGCUGCCCCCGCCGCUGCCGCCGCUGCCCCCGCCGUUGAAGCAAAGCCCGCCGUUGACUACACUCGUGGACUACCUACUACUGAUUUGGAAGCGGAGCUGGCGAAGCGCAAGGCGCGCGCUGAGAAAUUCGGCAUCGUCGAAGAUGAAGAGACUGCGCUGAAGGAGGCUACGAAGCAGCUGGAGCGGGCUAAGCGGUUCGGGACCGGCCUCGAGGAAACUGGCGUUAACCGUCUUGAUCAGGCGCUUUCUGAUGCCCGGCCUCGCAAGAGGCAGAAUGAGGCUCGCGAUGGUGGUCGUGGUGGCAAGAGACGUGAUACUGGGCGCGGCGGCCGUGACCGUCGGGGUGGGAACCGCGAGGGACACGGCGACGGGAACCGUAAUGGCAAUCGCCGCGAUGGUGGCAAGACCAAUGCUGGUGUGAAGAAGCCUGCUGCGAACAAACCCAAUGAGAAGGAUCUGGCGGCUUUGGAGGCUCGCAAGAAGCGCUUUGCUGCCGCUGCUUAG